Erythranthe guttata (spotted monkey flower) is the source of this 1471-nucleotide messenger RNA. The record is from RefSeq and is a predicted model, not a curated record. Lineage: Eukaryota; Viridiplantae; Streptophyta; Magnoliopsida; Lamiales; Phrymaceae.
CUCUCUCUCUCUCUCUCUCUCUCUCUCUCUCUCUCUCUCUCUCUCUCUCUCUCUCUCUCACAGACACACACACACACACACACACCAUAGUACAAACACUUACUUUCAUGACACUGAUACACGCAAUGGUAGCAAACCCUUCACAUGAUUAUCCGAAAAAAACGAAUCCCAAGGGCAAAAAGGUAAAGUGGGAAACGAAACAGCCGUCUUCAUGGGACCAGAUCAAGAACAUGCUGAUCUGCAAACACAUUGAUCAGGAUUCCAAAUCCCAUCAUACUAUUAUACAUCCCUCAUCAAAAAACGUCGUCGUUCCUCAACCGCCCAAUAUUGUCUGCUCCAGGUUAAGAAGGGACGCCGUUCAUGGCAACUCAAGGGUCGUAAAUCGAGCCGAUAAGUCGCCGGAGAACUGCCGUACCCCCGCCACUGCAGGGCAAGAAACCAGGCUGCUCAGCCACAAAACUACUUACGGAUCGUCUUCUUCCCUGUCGGUGAGAUCCGGUUCCGGUCGGGGCUUGCAGUUGAGAAAGCUCUCCGGUUGCUACGAAUGUCACGCCGUUGUCGAUCCAGCCAGGUAUCCAUUAAUCCCAAUUACAAGUUUAAAUCGUUGCUCUGAAUGCGGUGAGGUUUUCCCAGAAAUCGAGAUGUUGGAACAUCAUCAAGCAAUUAUGCAUGCAGUGUGUGAACUAGGGGCAGAGGAUUCAAGCCGCGACAUAGUUGAAAUAAUUUUCAAGUCCAGCUGGCUUAAAAAGGACAAUCCAGUGUGCCAGAUCGAACGGAUACUAAAGGUGCAUAACACCCACCGCAAGAUCCAACGGUUCGAGGACUAUAGAGACUCCGUGAAAGCACGCGCCAGCAUCAGCAACAACUCCGCCAAGAGAAACCCUAGGUGCGCCGCCGACGGAAACGAGCUGCUCCGAUUUCACUCCGCCACCCUCGCGUGCCCACUCGGCGCGCACGGCUCGUCCAGCUUGUGCGGCUCCUCACCUCCUUGCGGUGUCUGCACAAUUAUCCGGCACGGAUUUCAGGGGAACAGCAAAAGUGGGAUCCGCACCACCGCAACCAGCGGACGCGCUGCCCGGGACUGCCUUGGCGGAUCGGCCACGCGCGGGGCGAUGCUGGUGUGCCGUGUAAUUGCGGGGAAGGUGAAGCGCGUGGGGGAUGCUGAUGAGGAUGGAGGCGCGGCGGCUCCCAUAGCCGGCUCAUACGAUUCUUUAGGCGGCUGCGCUGGGGUUUAUUCGAAUAUUGAGGAAUUGUAUGUUUUUAGUUCAAGGGCAAUUCUGCCUUGUUUUGUGGUCAUUUACAAAGCACUAGAGUCUUAAGCACGUAUUAAUUGCUAUUGUAUCUUCGAUUAUAUUUUUUAUCUCAACAUAUCCCAAUAAUAAGGACUCAGUGUUUGGGAAACAUGUAAAUAUUAAAAUCAUAGGGGUAUGUUAAUCAAUAUGCUAUAUAAACAUAUAUACGCUUUUAUUUA